GAGAGAAAGGAACAUUGUAGCGUGGCUUAUGUGUGCACCAACCGUGGAUUUACUGAAUGAGUGUUUGUGUGUGCAGAUAUUCUCACUGACACAGACGGAAUCAUCCUGCUGGUCUCUGUUAGAAUGUAAAUUGAAUUGAAGGAUUAGAGGAGUGUGUUGUGUGUGUGGCACUUGUCUGGAAUACUAAGUGGAUAUGUGAUCAAAUCUGGAAUUUGCUGCAAUGCCUAUGGAAGAUUAUCCAUAUUCCACUGAUGUUUUACCACCGCUGCCGGAGGUCCCUGUUGGAGGGGCAGUACUAAGCCAGGUGGGAGGUCCGAUCCGAAACUCUGCCCUUAGAUACUGCUCCUCGCGCAGCAUGGACUCCACGCACUGCAACGACCGACCGGUCAGCUACGGCUCCACCUCUUCCUCCGCCUCUUCCCGGGACAGCCACUGCUCACUGGGGGGCCGACCGGUAUUAGGCUCCACCCCUGAGCGGGAUCAGGAUUCUGGGGCCAUCCGAUUGGAGCUGAUGCCUGCCGGUCAGCUAGAGGAGGGAGAUUUAGUAAGACAGACACCUACAAUGGCCAAUCAAAGCGAGGGAGAUGUUCAGUCACCAGAAGGGCGUAAACUCCAGUAUGUUGACCGAGUGGUACAGGAAAUUCUCGACACCGAAAAAACCUACGUCCAGGACCUUCGCAGUAUAGUUCAGGAUUACUUGGAGUGCAUCAGUAAUCAAUCUUUUCUGCUGCUGGGAGAUGAAGAGAGGAAUUCUUUAUUUGGAAAUAUCCAUGACAUCUACAGUUUUAACAGUGAUUUGCUUCAUGACCUGCAGAAGUGUAACGCUGACCCAGUUGCCAUAGCGAAGUGUUUCGUAGCCAAGAGUGAAGACUUCCACAUAUACACUCAGUACUGCACAAAUUACCCAAGGUCCGUCGCUGUCUUAACAGAGUGCAUGCAGAAUAAAACAGUGGCAAAGUUUCUGCGCGAACGUCAGGAGAGUCUGAAACAUUCCCUUCCUCUCGGCUCAUACUUGCUUAAACCUGUCCAGAGGAUCCUCAAGUACCAUCUACUACUGCAUGAGAUCGCCACACAUCUAGAGAAGGAAUCAGAGAUGUACGACGUGAUCCAGGAGGCCAUAGACACCAUGCAGAGAGUGGCCUGGCACAUCAAUGACAUGAAGAGAAAACAUGAACAUGCAGUGAGACUACAGGAGGUUCAGAGUUUGUUGACUAACUGGAAUGGGACUGAUCUAAUUAGCUAUGGCGAGCUGGUUCUCGAGGGAACAUUCCGAAUCCAGAGAGCGAAAAAUGAGAGAACACUCUUCCUGUUUGAUAGACUGCUACUGAUCACCAAGAAACGAGAGGAGACUUACACCUACAAGGCUCACAUCCUGUGUUGUAACCUGAUGUUGGUGGAGGUCAUCACUAAAGAACCCCUGAGCUUCACUGUGUUUCACUAUAAGAACCCUAAACUUCAACAUACUGUGCAGGCGAAGUCUCAACAGGACAAGAGAAUGUGGGUCCUGCAUCUGAAAAGGCUGAUCCUUGAAAACCAUCCAGCCAAAAUACCGGCCAAGGCUAAGCAGGCCAUUCUGGAGAUGGAUACGGCAAACCAUCCAGGUUUUAACUUUAACUCUGAGGGUGACAAGAAAGUCAACACUAAAGAGGGUCCUUCACCAAGGAGAGUGCAGAGAAGGACAGAGCCAUUGGCUAAAUUACUGAAAAACUCCAAACACACAAUAUGCAGCCCAGAUACACAGAAGCGUUCUAGUUUGGGGGUCACCCUGCUGUCACCUGUGGCCCAUUUGGGUUUGAUUGGCCGAUCUCGUAGCCUUGUCAGUGAAUCACAGGAGUCGCUGGAUCCUGGCGACCAAGGCAACCACAGUGAUGUAGAUGAAGUGCUGCAUCCACAUGAUGCAGAUGAUGAAGAUGACACUGGUUUGGGUUCUGGGGCCAAGCUUAGGGUGCCAUGGAAGAGCAGCCGGAAAAGGCUAAACCAGCAAGUGUCAGUGGACAGCAUUGACCAGUGGAGAAACCACAACCUCACUCAUACAGAUCUCCAGACCACCAAAAAGACCCUAAAAAAUGAGGCUGUCAAAAUGAAUACCCCUGUCCUACGAGUGACCGGUCCUCCUGAAACAGAGACCGAAGAACACUUCUCUCACAUGCUGGGAACAGGCAGGGAACGUUCUGUCCGCAACAUAUGGGCAGACCACCAAGUCCGGAGGGCUAUGUUUCCCAUUCGCCAAAAGUCUGUCCAAAUUGAUGAUGAUGAAGACAUCUAUCAGAUGUUCCUGCCAACUGAUAGAGAUGCAAGCAGUCAUAAUCAAGAGAGUGACCAUGAAACCACUGACCAUCCAGAGAGACCCUGUAGCUGGCAUAAUAUACAGACUCAUAGAUCGCAGCUAGAACUUCCCAUAAGUGGGGGCAGGGUACUUCGUAGGACCAGCAGUGUUAGAGAAAAACAGAGUGUGAGACAAACCCCUACCAAGCGAGCCCUACAAGAGGAAGAGACCAAAGCCCAGCCUGAGUCUUCAAGCUCUGAAAUCUCAGAGUCAUCUUCUGCCGAGCAGUUAACGAUUGAUGAUAUCGAGAAUGUUUAUGACAACAUUAGUUACGAGGAGCUUCAGGCCAUGGGGCUGAUUCGCAAGGACCAAGUUGCAGAGGUCACAGAAGUCAAACCUAGUAUAGCGCCACAAGUCAUAAUCACUCCAACUGAAAGUGAAAGUUCAUGUGGUCGAGAGACGGAGCAAUUUGAGACUUGUGAUCUGGAAAUUGUUGAGGAUGAAGAGAAUGUCUAUGACACCAUUGUUUUCCAGGAUCGCCCAGUCCAUUCAAUGCAUACUAAUCUGGGAAAAAUAGACAGCCUGCAGACAUCGGAGAUAGAUCUCAUGGCUAGCAAGAUUUUAGGGGGCUUGGUUUCUGAGAAAAGCCUCUGUCCUAGAAACAACACUGAAGUUGAUCGACCCCUACCCCAGAUUCCAUCUGCUUCCAUUUUGGACACUGAAACUUCUCAGAUUUUCACGGCCAAUAACACGUUAGAGCAAGUGGAUGAGAUCUGUUGUGAUCUGGAAAACUAUAUCCGGAACAAUGAAAAGAACCCGGACAGACUUCCAGCAGCAUUUCCUGUAAGUGGAACGGACUCCUCAUGUAAAACACAUGACUCACCACAAAAAGCACAAGACUCGCUAUGUAAAAAAAACAGCUCCCCAUGUAAAGUCAACAGGUUGCAACAAAGGGUGAAUGAUUCCCAAUGCAAAGCACAAGAAUCUCCAAGUAAGAAAGACAAUUCUGGGCAAAAGUCAAAUGACUCUCCAUGCAAAUUACCCUUACAAAUGGACCCUAUAGUUUCUGCUUUACCUGGAUCACAGAGUCCAACGGCAUCCAAACCACCUCCAGGUCUCCAUCUCCCCAUCAUCAACAUUCCAGAAACAAUGUUAGAUGAGAAAGAACUUGAGAUGUCUUCUUCUCCUACUUUACCUUGUCUUCCUUUUCCCCCCACCCCUGAGCCUCAAUGUGGCACAGUGAAAAGCAUCCGCAACAAACUAGCUAGAUUAAGCAGCGGAAGCUUCCGGAUGGAUGAUGAAGACAUCUCUUCACCAAAGGACUCAGAGCUUCAGUCCUUGUUUAGUAGUUUAGAGCCUGGCUCCUCUAGUCUACUGCUGGGUGGAGAAGCAAGAGAUCAGGUUCAUGAGCUUGGGGACAGCGGAAAGAACAGAGUGUUCCACAUGGCUAGGCAGUACAGUCAGAAGAUCAAAAAGGCCAACCAGUUACUGAAGAUGAAGAGCAUGGACCAUGAACCCAGUUAUGCCAAGCUAAGGCUGAGUAAACAGAAAGACCUGGCAUCCAUACUGGAGGAGAAGAAACAAGGUGGCACUGCUAUAGGUGCAAGAAUAGCCGAGUACUCCCAGUUGUAUGAGCAGGUGGUUUUUAAGGGUUCUCCUAUAACUCCUCCAAUACUGAAGUCCUCUGUCAGUCUUGCAGGCCCCCAUCCACUUUUCCCGAACACAACCCCCUCCCUUUCCCUAUCCGAAAGCUCUACCCAAGUGUCUGAUUGGUUGAACUCCACAUACAGUAAUGGGGAACUAGCUGAUUUUGUGUCCUGGCCAGCAGAAUCGUCAGUGUGCACUUCAACACCACAGAGAGCACUGACUUCUGCAAUUUCAACUCCUGCCUUGAAGAAUUUCCCACCUGCUCAUAGUACUCAACCAAAUCAGCGUUGGAGUGCCUGUGUGACACCAAGCAAAGAUGACUCUGAUCACAUUUACUCUUCAAUAGGACCACGUAACACUAAAGUUUCCGCUUACAAUCGCUGUCAGUCCUCAUCUUCAUUGAUAGAUCAAACUGGAAAAGAGAAUGGGAGGGGACUAUGUAAUCAGAUGUGGGAGGUGCACAGAAAAGAAUCAAGGACGCACAUGUGUCGGCAGCAAAGCCUCCCUGAAUGUCCUGUCCAGGUGACUUCUGACCUCUCAAUUCCAUGUAAUAUCACACUAAGGGACUCGCAGCAAGUUGUGGUGCUGGGCAAAAAAGUGCCACUGAAUGCACAAAGUGCCACUGAAAAUUAUCUGGCCAACUUUAAAGACACUGGAGAUGAUGAUGACGAUUAUGUGGAGAUACGUUCUGAAGAUGAGGGCGAAGAGCAAAAACAAGAGGUGCCCAGGCUGCACAAUUUAUCAGGAACUGCAGUUAAGUACUGCAGCCCACCUCAAAGCAGCAUUCAGACCCUUGGAAACGGACAGCAGACCACACCUGAGAUGGCUCUACAAGGAUACCUGUGGAAUGAUCCAGACUGCAGCCAGCAGGGUGUAAAUCAGCCCAAAAUUGUCCAGUCAAUGAGAGAAAAGUUAAUGUGUCUCAGCUCUAGCAGUUUUGCAUAAGAAUCAUGUACUUUGGACAACAUGCCACAUACUUGGCACAUGCAAGAAAACUUUCCACAUGGAACGUUACACUACUUAGACACAACACAAAGGAUACACUAUACAAUAUUUCCAUUGUAAAAUAAUUUACUAAAUUCAAUACACACAUCAACAAAACAUUUUGUAAAUUAUGAAUUACGCAUUACUCUGCAUAAAUCUACUUGAAUUUAGUUGCACAAAGUAGCAUAUCUAAGCAGGAAACUAUACAGAUGUAACUUUCAAAUGAUUUUAUUUCUAUUUCAUAUGAACACCUAUGUUGUAAAACAAAACUUUCAGCUUACAUGUCAGAUCAUGAUCAAUCUGACCUGAUCAAGGUUUAAAGGGAAGUGAAGUUCAUGAAAGAAAAUAAAAGACAUUGGACACAUCGGUAAAACUUGAAUCAUAGGCACAAAUCUUUAUUUCUAAUAUCAAACAUAUUUCUCCCUUAAACAUUUACAAUAUUCUCAUGAAUUACUGGUUAUAAUAUUCUAGUAAAUGUACCAUAUAUACUGUAGAUGUCACCUACAAGAUUUAAUAUGCUGUAUAAAACAAGCACAUGACUGCUGAUGUUAAAUUAUCUGGCAUAAUCUCUGUGUACACACGUAGAUAGAAUUGUCAUUGGACAAUAACUCAAAUAUUUUACUUUUAAUUGUGUAAACAAGCAGCUGAAAAAAUCUGAAAAAAGGUCUGUGUCAAAUACUGAAAAAACGUAUAUAUCAAAGUAGCUUUGGUGUGUAAGAUCAAAAAAUUGUAGAUUAUCCAAGGAGGCUUGCAAACAGUUUCCAUAGAAAAAAUCUGCAGGAAUUUAUUAAGAGGCCACAAAGUGCAAAAGUGCAGAACACUGGGACACUGAUGAUGAUGAUGUACAAUAAAUCGCAAACUUUUUGUUUCUGCACUGAGCACCUUUGCACUUUGGGCCUCUUAAUAAAUUCCUGCAGAUUGUUUCUAUGGACAUUGUGUGCGAGACUUCUCUCACCUUGUAUUGCUUUUAAUUGUGUAGAAAUAUGCCAUAAGUAAGGGUUGAGUAGGUAUCUACAGAAAACUACAUGUAUGCUAAUAUCACCAGCGACCAUUCAUUGUGUGAUUUGGUAUAUUUGCAUGCCAUGUUUUCUCAAGACCAGAAUGCAUAUAAUUCAUAUAUAUUUUAUUAUACUGUACAUUAGGUAUGUAGAGAUUUAUCAGACUGGGAAGUCAUAGGUGUAUUUAAAACAAGGUGAUCAAGUUGUUCAUGCUAAAAUGCUGUUUACAAACAACCAUGGCUCAGACAUUAACGGUGUCAAUAAUGCUGAAAAAAAUUGCUAUAUGGAUGUAGAUUAGAUUUUUGUUUGUUUUGAUUUGCAUAACAACAAAACAAUCAUUAGAGAAUGUAAUUGGCAAAAACUGAACAAAUAUCAGGUAGUGUCUUAAAUUGAUAGUUCACCUAAAAAUGAAAAUUCUCUCACCCUCAUGCCAUCCCAGAUGUGUAUGACUUGCUCUCUUCUGCUGAACACAAACAAAGAUUUUUAAAAUAAUAUUUCAGCUCUGUAGAUCCAUACAAUGCAAGUGAAAUGUGACCAGAACUUUCACAUUCAGCCACCUACUGGUUGGGGCUGGUCAAAUGUGACGAUUUAUAGUAAAAAGGACUUAAAAAUCUGUUUCUCACACCUAUCGUAUAUUUAUGAAUUUAACCACUGGAUUCUUAUGGAUUAAUUUUAUGCCUGAUCACCAUUCAAUUGCAUUUUAUAGACCUACAGAACUGAGAUAUUCUUCUGAAAAUCUUCAUUUGUGUUCUGCAGAAGAAAGUCACAUCUGGGAUGCCAUGAGGGUGAGGAAAUUAUGAGAGAAUUUAAAUUUCUCUGUGAACUAACCCUUUAAAUUGAGAUUCAUUUGAUUGUGUUCAUGGGGACCAUGAUGGAGUAUGGAGUUUGAGGUUUCAAAAAUGUUUUGUAAUUUGUUGUAAAUUUGGGCUCAAUAUAAUGUAUUUUCUUGUCAUUUGAUUGUGUAUAGGGUUUAUAUAUAUAUAUAUAUAUAUAUAUAUAUAUAUAUAUAUAUAUAUAUAUAUAUAUAUAUAUAAAACCUGUCCCUGCCUUCUCUCUACAUAGAAACAAUAUACUGGCUGGCUCACAUACUGUCUUCUUUCAUCCCAAAAUUUAAGAGGUUUUUUUACGAUUAGUGAUUUUCUCAGCACAUUUCAUUGUUUUUUUUUUGUUUUUUUUCGUUUUUUUUUUCUUCUAUUUAUUUACCUCUGGGUAUUUCUAUUUUCGCUCUAAUUUUGAGAUGUCUGUUUCACUUCGAAGAAAUAAUGUUAUAUGACCUAAUAAAUACCAGUGUAAAUAGGGUGAAUUUAAAUUUGGAUCAAAGCUAUCAGUGAAGUAUGUUUGCAUGUUGUUGAGGUUUUUUUUUUCUCUAGUUGUAAAUUGUUUUUUUUACUUGUGGGUCAGUUAUCCUAUAUUGGAAUUGUUCAUUUUAAUUUUAAUAUUCUGUAAAGGUGUACAUUUUCAUGAAUAUUGCCAUUCUCUGAUUCUCAUGAUAAGAGACUUAAGUUAAGUUUUUGCUUUUUUUGUUUUUAUUUUUAUAUCUGCCUAGUUGUAAAUCAUUGAAGAUAUACUU
Xyrauchen texanus (razorback sucker) is the source of this 7465-nucleotide messenger RNA. Its product is annotated as pleckstrin homology domain-containing family G member 1-like. The transcript is spliced from 18 exons. Lineage: Eukaryota; Metazoa; Chordata; Actinopteri; Cypriniformes; Catostomidae. Bases 221 to 4858 code for a protein of 1545 amino acids. The record is from RefSeq and is a predicted model, not a curated record. Gene Ontology annotation, molecular function: guanyl-nucleotide exchange factor activity.